GUGCGUGUGCUUGUACACUGUUUUAUUUUGAAUUAUCAAUUUAGAAUUACGAUUCAGAAAUAAGAUUUGUAUGAUAUUUUAUAAAAAAAAAUAAGUUAAAAGUUUUAAAAUUUGAAAGUUUAAAUUUUUUAAUUUACUUAAGUUGUUUUAAAUAGAAAUUUAAAAUGAUCGAUACAAGACCACCGGGAUUUUCGGAGCUUUGCGAAUUGGCUAGUUCUAGUUCAGGUGGGCAAGUAUUAUUCGCCACGGACGACUUCUUCGCUCCGUGCGAGAAUAUGAUAUCUGAUGAGGAACCCAUCUUCAUUCCGGAGAAGUUCACUGAGUACGGCAAAUGGAUGGAUGGAUGGGAGACGAGGAGGAAGAGGAUCAGUGGUCAUGACUGGUGCAUCAUCAAGCUUGCUACCAAAUGUAUUAUUAAAGGACUGCUCGUAGACACAGCUUUUUUCACGGGAAAUAAUGCACCCAAAUAUUCUGUUCAGGCUGCUAGUCUGACACCUGAAGAGGAAGCACUUAUACCGGAGAGAAAGCCUCAAAUGGGUACGGCCUGCUCCGAAUACAAUCUUGAGAAGAUAGGACAUCUGAACUCAGAUAAAUGGGAUGAAAUAGUUCCUAUGACUCCUCUUCGACCAGGGUAUGAAGACACCAGGUUCAACUAUCAAAAGGUUGUAAGUGACGAGACAUGGACCCAUUUACGGAUAAACAUCUACCCUGACGGUGGAAUAGCAAGGUUCAGAGUGUAUGGAGAAGCCAAACCUGAAAUGCCUCGUCACAAUCAAAUCAUUGACCUAGUUUCAAUGCUCAGUGGUGGUACAUGCCAAGGUUACUCCAACGCCCACUACGGCCACCCGAAGAACAUGAUCAAGCCCAGCAAGAGUUGCGUCAUGUCUGAUGGCUGGGAGACUGCGAGGAGACUCGACAGACCCAACGUUAUUGAGGUGAACGAUGAUGGGACUUUAAGAGUGCCAGGUCAGGAGUGGGCCGUCUUCAAAUUGGGCUUUCCCGGAAAAAUAUCAAAGAUAUGCAUUGACACAGCCCAUUUCAAAGGGAAUUUUCCGGACUCCGUCAAAAUUGAAGGCGCUUAUUUGGACAAAGAUAAUUGGUGUGCAGAAGAUGAACCGACGUGGCACAAAAUAUUGAAACCCAGUAAGAUGUCAGCCGAUAAAGAACACUGGUUUGACUGCGACUCCGAAGUGGUGACCCAUGUCAGAGUAACCAUGGCUCCUGAUGGUGGCAUCAGCAGAAUUCGAACCUUGGGCUACGUAGACCGGUUAGCCAUACAGUGAAAAAGAUGGUGGUUUAAGAGAUUGACACUGUAAUCUUAUAAAUAUACUAGCGACCCGCCCCGGCUUCACACAUAUAAACUUUCCACUUGAAUCACUCUAUCUAUUAAAAAAACUGCAUCAAAUUCCGUAAUGUAGUUUAAUAGAUUAAGCAUACAUAUAUACAGUCAUAGGGACAGACGCGAGAAGCGACUUUGCUUUAUACUUUGUAGUGAUUAGAACAUUGACUUACAUUUAUGUACCGUGCUGAACUAACUUAAGUUUACAUUAUUAGAACAUCAUACAUUGUGUUCUAUAUUACUUUCACUGCUACUAUUGUAUUUUUUUUACUUCUUUUUUAAAAUUGGAAUUGUGAUAUAUGUUUAGAGUUUAAGAAAGAUAAAGUUAUUAUUGGUUUCUUAAUUUUUUUUUCUUAAACCAUUAAUGAUUCUUGUUCUUUAGAUACUUUGUCGAAGUUAUCAUAGUCAAUACUACAAUUUCUUAAUGAUAAGUUUAAAAGCUUGCACAAGACUUCGCUUCCGUAGGAAUUAUAGACUAUUUUAUUUCUUAAUAUUCCAUCUGUGUACAAAAUUUGAUCAAAAUCAGUUCAGUAGUUUUUGAGAUUUUUUUAACAAACGUGCAUAAAUACAAAUCUUUUGUUUUUAUUAUUAGUGUGUAUAGUUUCUGUAAAUUCUGUCAGUGUAUAAAUUGAGAUUUACGUAAUAUAAAUACGUAAUAUGUUCAAACCGUUUCUGGAAGAAUAAAUACACGAAAAGCUUCGUGGAAUAAAUAUUGCGUUCCAAAAAUAUGGGUAGGAAAUAUUAAAAAAAAUAAUUUUCAUUUAAAAAAAUGUAAUAUCAUUAUGUGAAAGUUCCUACAAACAUGAAACGUAUAAAGCAGUUUUUAAAUGAUAAUUAUUAUUGUGAUAUAUUUUAAAAUAUUACUGGUAUGUGUAAAAUAUGAACUGUAUUUUAAGUAAACUUAAUUCUUCUUAAUUUUCAAGCCUUGUGUCUCUGCCUACCCCGCAAGGGAUUGUAUGUAGUACUUAUGUUAAGUAUUAUUAGAAUAUUAUAAUAAAAAUUGCUUAAUUUGA
Molecule: messenger RNA, 2352 nt
Organism: Amyelois transitella
Lineage: Eukaryota; Metazoa; Arthropoda; Insecta; Lepidoptera; Pyralidae
Product: allantoicase
Exons: 8
Coding region: 165-1283 (372 amino acids)
Biological process (GO): allantoin catabolic process
Molecular function (GO): allantoicase activity
Source: RefSeq, a predicted model, not a curated record